AUGUUCCCCAAGUCUAUCAUCACUGCCAGCGCCAUUGGCCUUGCCACUCUUGGCAUGGCCCAGGCUGCAACUCUGAGCACCGACGAGGUCCAGGGCCUCGCUCUCAUCAACCAAGCCCGCCAGAAGGUCGGCAAGGCUCCUCUUGGCUGGGAUGAUGCCCUUAAGCAGGAUGCCCACGUCUGGUCCGGCAACCUUGCCGCUGACAACAAGCUUGAACACGCGCCUGCCUCUGACCGCAACGGCGCUGGCGAGCUUCUGAGCAUGUUCCGCACCGAGGACCACAACUCUGUCCAGAUGAUUCGCCCCAUCGCUGAGUCCUCCAAGAACUGGCUCAACGCCGACGGCCAGCAGCAGUCUACUGAUGUUGCCAAGCAGCUUGGUCUUGCCGAGCAGCUUCUCUCAGGUAAGGCCACCCGCAUCGGAUGUGCCACCUCUAUUGUCAACGGCAACUCGGAGUCACAGUGGUUCCUCUACACUUGGUUCCGUGUCAUGACCUGGUUCAACCCUUCGCUGGGCUCCUGUGGUAGAACCAACGGAGACAACGACAUGGUAGUUGCCAUCUCCCACAUCACCAUGGGUGAUGCUGGAGGCAACCCUAACCCCAACUGUGGCAAGACGAUCACCAUCUCCCGCGGCGGCAUCACUAAGACUGCUACCAUCGUCGACAAGUGUAUGGGAUGUGGUGUUGACCACAUUGACGUCAGCCCUGCCGUCUUCAGAACCUUUGCCGACCUUGGCGCUGGCAAGAUUGGCGAUGUGAAGUGGAGCUUCUAA
Molecule: messenger RNA, 774 nt
Organism: Colletotrichum chrysophilum
Lineage: Eukaryota; Fungi; Ascomycota; Sordariomycetes; Glomerellales; Glomerellaceae
Exons: 3
Coding region: 1-774 (257 amino acids)
Source: RefSeq, a predicted model, not a curated record